Equus quagga is the source of this 1044-nucleotide messenger RNA. RefSeq names its product T-cell-interacting, activating receptor on myeloid cells protein 1-like. The transcript has 7 exons. Lineage: Eukaryota; Metazoa; Chordata; Mammalia; Perissodactyla; Equidae. Gene Ontology annotation, cellular component: plasma membrane. The record is from RefSeq and is a predicted model, not a curated record. The coding region runs from base 1 to 840 and encodes 279 amino acids.
AUGAUCCUUGAACUCCUUUCCUUCAUCUGCUUUGGGCUUUGUGUUGGCCAAGGAUACAGGAGAAGGGAUGGCUCACUUCCCAAGCCCUCUCUCAGUGCCUGGCCUAGCUCAGUGGUACCGGCCAAAAGUAAUGUGAUGCUGCGAUGCAGGACUCCUACCAAGGAUGUAAACUUUGAUCUCAGAAAGGGAGGACACCUCAUUGAGUCCUCACAAUCACCUGAUUCUGCAGAGGGCCUGGCUGAAUUUCACCUCACUGAUCUGAAAAUCAGUCACGCUGGAGAGUACACGUGUGAAUACUACAGAAGAUGGAGACCCUACAUAAGUUCACAGCCCAGUGAUGUCCUUCUGCUGCUGGUGACAGGAGGUUUACCUAAACCUUCCCUCCAAACCCACCAAAGGAGUAAUGUGACCACAGGAGAAAAGGUGACCCUGCAGUGUCGGCUGCCAGGCAUUUUUCAGGGGUCUGUAAAGUUUGCUCUGCUGAAGGCAGGAACUUCAAUGCCCGUCCAGACCCGGGGUCCAAAAUGGAAGGAGACAGACUUCUCCCUUCAGAAUGUGACAGUCAACGACACUGGAAACUACAGCUGUGUGUACUACCGGACAGCGGGUCCUUUCCACGCCUCAGACCCCAGUGAUCACCUUGUGAUCUGGGUGACAGAUGCCACAUCAAGAGACUAUACCACGGGGAACCUCAUCCGACUGGGCCUGGGUGCCAUAAUUAUGGCUACUAUGGGGGUUUUCCUGGUUGAAGCCUGGUAUAGCCAGAAGGAGUCUCCAAGUGGAUCCAGGCCCACAGCUGCCCAAAGGAACGAGUCCUUGAUUGAGUUAACAGCGUGUUAGAUUUUCUGGUUCUCUUCCACCCCGGGAGUGAAGGUACCAAACAUGGGCAUGGCUUGCCAUGGACCCGGGAUCCCAACCGACGAACCCCAGGCUGCCGAGAAGCAGAACGUGCCAACUUAAACGCUGCGCCACCGGGCCGGCCCCUCAUUUAUUUUCUGACGUUAUCUAAGACCCAAAGUGGCCACUGAGGUCUCCUAAGAGAGU